UCGUCUUUUGUGGAUAGCUCCAUGGUUACGUUUUCUACGUAAUCCCAUAUUCGUUUGUUGGGGCUGCGCCACUAGCGUAAUCAGUACCACUACGGAAGCAUGUUGAUUUACGCUGGUUACUUUGCUGUUUUCCCUUCGUUUCGCUUUACGUUACCGGAGACACUUGCAAAUUUAGAACGGCAGAUCUAUGCUUUUGAAGGGAGUUACUUGGAAGACACACAGAUGUAUGGUAACAUUAUCAGAGGUUGGGACCGUUACCUAACAAAUCAAAAAAACUCAAACAGUAAGAAUGAUAGGAGGAACAGAAAGUUCAAAGAAGCAGAACGACUUUUUAGCAAAUCUUCAGUCACAUCAGCGGCUGCUGUCAGUGCAUUGGCAGGUGUUCAAGAUCAGCUCAUUGAAAAACGGGAACCAGGCAGUGGAACAGAGAGCGACAACUCCCCAGAUUUCCAGAACCAAGAAAAUGAGCCUAGCCAAGAUGAUACAGAGGAUUUAGAUGGUUCCCUGUCUGGUGUUAAACCUCAAAAAGCAGCUUCUUCAGCCAAUUCUGGUGGCCAUCACAGCAGUCACAAGAAACGAAAGAAUAAAAAUAGGCACAGUCCAUCAGGCAUGUAUGAUUAUGACUUCGAGAUCGAUCUUAAAUUGAACAAAAAGCCUAGAUCUGACUAUUAAAGCGUAUUAAGAAUUCAUGUUCCAGCUGCAUUAAGGAUGCAUCCCCUACAGAAUCUUAACUUUCACAUCACAAGUUGUGCCUGCCGAUUUGAGACAACAAGGACUUUGUGCAGGGUUUUUUUUUUUUUUCUUUUUUUAGGAUGAAUUAGUUACCUACAUAAAACUUUGAAGCCUGAACAGACUGUGGCAGGCUUCAUUAAUUACAGUUCAAAAGUGGAAUCACCUAUGGCUAAAACACAAUGACAUUUCAGAAUUUGACAUGGUUUUCAUAAAAUAUUAAUGCAAAUUUACAGAAUGUUUUAGAUUAACUCCCACAAGCAGUACACUUUUUUCUUAAAAACCUCACAUUUGUUGCAUAUAAAAUUGUUAUAAGCUUGUCCUUCAAAACUGUCCAUGUUUUCUUUAUAUGGGGGCUAACUAUCCAACAGAUACCACAUGUGAUAUAUUUGUCCUAUAAAGAAUUCUGUAGGGCCCAUGGGCCAUUGAAAUCUCUUGGAGGGCCACAUCUGGCCCUGAGGCCUCAAGAUGGACAGUUCUGUACAUAAUUAUUUUCAUUUUCUUUGUGGCAAACGUUUAUUUUUGUUACACGUUGCCUGAUUUUUGCAGUGAUUUAAACAUCUUUCUUAGCGGAAGGUUUUUGUUAUAAUUAAAGAAAACUGUAAAUUUAAACUGUCCACAAUAUCAUGACGUGCAAAGACUUUUAAGAGCUAUUAUUCAUGAGGGCUGUUUUUAAAAGGCUAUGCUUUAAUGCCAUCAAAGUUGCAGAAAUGGUUGCGUUCAUAUAUGACAUAUUUGAUCAUUAGGGGGCAGUACUGCCACAUUCAUUUUUUCCAUGGGCCCAAUAUCAUUGAAUUCUACGAUCAUGGUUUUGUUUAGAGGACACACAGGGAUAUCUUUCUUAGCAUGUUUGCAUGUCCGUGUUGCUGUUUGGGCAUUUAAUCCUGCUUUUCAUCACAUGCAACACGCCGGUCUAUAUGAAAGGUCAGAGUUUUGACCACCUAAAUCAAGAGAGAUCUAAAGUCCUUCCUGCUGAGUGUUCCCCAGGAUUCUUGUGGCAAGUGGAGAGAAUACAGGAUAUUUAGUGCCGAAUUCUCCAAUAUUAAAAAUUGCUUGCCCAAAAUUGCCAUUUGUGCUAUUCUGUUUAAAGUCAAAUUAUUUUCUAGUGUGCCAUAUAUCUGUUUACCAACAGCCUUCCCCUUUUUUGCAAAUGGAUUACUGGUUUUUCUAAAAUAACAUUUCUUCUGUACGAUCUCGGUCUGUAUUCAAACCUCUUACCAGGCUGUGUGUCCAUUGUAUGCAAAAUGGAGACAGUUUUGACUAGAAUUAGACAGUGAAGGUAAAAAACGGGUGGUGAAAAUUAGAUACUGUAUUUUUUUUCCUCCCAUUGUCAAUACAACUUUAAUCCCAUGAAUU
Messenger RNA from Xenopus laevis (African clawed frog), 2085 nucleotides. It is a transcript of the gene meaf6.L, whose product is annotated as chromatin modification-related protein MEAF6. The transcript is spliced from 8 exons. NCBI's taxonomy places the organism in Eukaryota, Metazoa, Chordata, Amphibia, Anura, Pipidae. The coding region runs from base 100 to 672 and encodes 190 amino acids. Gene Ontology annotation, cellular component: kinetochore; NuA4 histone acetyltransferase complex; nucleolus. The record is from RefSeq and is a predicted model, not a curated record.